UUUCUGUUAACAACUUGCGCGCGGACACUGAGCGCACUGACCCGUCCCUCAACCCCUCCCAAUCCAUUUAUCACCGUGAUGUAAAUCAGUCUCUGGACUUGUUCCCUUUUUAACUACACGUUGUCUGAGGUCUAGAGCCAGGCUGCGAGCACGUGGACUGUAUUUAUGUGGGUGCGUUUUACUCCAAAGGCGAAUGGCGUCGGGUAAUGUGGCGUUAAGUGGUGGUCUACAAGUGUGAGGGGAGGGGAGACCUCUCGUCCGCGUCUCUGUAAUGGGGGAUCCCCCUCAGGAGCGGAGCAUCGUCUGUCUUGGUGACUUCACCUGGAACAGCGUGUCAGGACGUAGCGUUGGCCUGAAGCCCGUCCCUCUGCAAAGCCUCUCAGAGCUGGAGAGGGUUCAUCUCCAAGAAGUGGCCUUCAGGAGAUUGCUUCGGGAUCGCGACCUGGGCUGUCACAUCACCAUCCCUAAAUAUGGCCAUAAGUACAAGAAGUCACUUCGGCGGAAGUUGGAUUCAUUAUCUAAAGAGAAGAGUAAAGACAAAGAGACGAUGCCCCAGGUGUUUGGCAUACCGCUGUCGCAGGUCAUUUCCAAUGACCGCACACACAAGCAGCGACACGAUCCCCCGCGGGAGGAGCACAGUGACCCCACUGAAUUGAUGCUAUCCUUCCUCCACUUCAACUCCAGCUUCAAAAGGGGCAACAAGGAGCUCUCCAGCAGCAACUCGUCCCUCAGCUCCACUUCUGAGACGCCUAAUGAAUCACCUCUGCUCAACACGCCAGAGGCAGCCCCACGGACACGCAGGAGGGGUGGAGUAUCUGUGGAUUGCAUCACUGAUCUUGAUGAUAACCAGUCCCGGCUCUUGGAGGCCCUUCAGCUCUCUCUGCCAGAGGAGGCAGCUGGCAAGAGGAAGAAGUGCCACGACAAGAAGCUCAGCCUUAACCCUAUCUACAGGCAGGUGCCCAGGGUAGUGGAUCUCUGCUGCCAGCACCUGGAAAAAUACGGUCUGCAGACGGUUGGAAUUUUCCGUAUUGGGAGCUCCAAGAAGCGAGUUCGACAGCUUCGCAGGGAGUUUGACCAGGGAUGGGAGGUGCAUUUGGACAAGGAGCACAGUAUUCACGACGUAGCUGCACUGCUAAAAGAGUUCCUCAGAGGCAUGCCUGACCCACUGCUAACAAAAGAACUCUACACCGCCUUCAUCAACACAACAUUGCUGGAUUAUUCAGACCAAGAGAGCGCCAUCCAGCUCCUGAUAUUUCUGCUUCCUCCCUGUAACAGCGACACGCUGCAGCGCCUUCUCUGCUUGUUGUCCACAGUGGCUGCACAUGCUGAAGACAGCCUGGACAAUGAUGGACAGGAGAUGACAGGAAACAAGAUGACUCCACUCAAUUUAGCGACCAUCUUUGGACCCAACCUCUUGCACAAACAAAAAAACUCAGACAAAGAGUUUGCAAUUCAGAGUUUUGCCCGUGCAGAGGAAAGCUCAGCCAUCAUCAGCGUGGUCCAACGGCUGAUCACUUCAUAUGAAACGCUAUUUAUGGUCCCUGCAGACCUGCAGAAUGAGGUGCUGAUGAGCGUGCAAGAGACUGAUCCUGAUGUUGUGGAUUACUUGCUGCGGAGGAAGGCCUCUCAGUCCUCUGAGCCAGACCUUCUCAGAGGAGGAGAGUCCUUCCCCCUGACCGACAGAUGCUUAUCCAAUGACUCCAUCAAAGUAUCAAGCGGAGAGGUGUCUCCCUAUGACAACAACUCCCCUGUCCUGUCAGAGCGACUACUGUGUAAAUACCCAGAGGACGGCAGCCCGCCCUCAGACAGGAUCACCAGACUGUCUGGGUCGUAUAAACGCAGCAGCCAUUCUAAAGACGGGUCUGGCAGCACGUCUCCCACACUUUCUACAGAUAAAGAGGCCUCCGCUGAUCAUUUCUGGGACACCUGGCAUGAACUGUUCAACAAGGAGUUCACUGGCCACCGUAUCACUGGCUCCCUCGGAGACGUGUCGGAAUGUGAGUCAUAUGGAUCGUCGGAGGGGCUGAGCAGUCACCAAGGUAACAACAAGCUGCCCAUCAGACCAACACAAACCUCAUUGGGUGUGCUGGGAUUCAAGCCACACCUCCCGGUGACUCGCAGCAGCAGUGGUCCUCAUGACCAGAGAGGACAGAGACAGCCUCAAUCAUCAUUACAUCAGGGACUCGGCAGCCAAUCAGGAGCACUUAGCUCAGACAACUUAGCAGAAAGGACAGGACACCCUGCGUGUCCGUUACUAAAGGUCAGGACAGACGAUUUGUCUCCCCUUCACUACUCUGGACAGCUGAGGGAGACCCAUAUUUCUUACUCCACACCCUCCCUCUUUACGUAUCAGCCUGACCCCCAAACCUCACAGCAGCCCCAGCAAAGCCCCGCCCCCCAGACUGUAGAUACAGCAGAUGCCUCCGGGCCUGGACAAGAAAAGGACCCUGGUGCACCAAACUGGCAGACGGAGAGGUGGCAUAUAUGGAAUAUACUGUCAAAAGAAAACGCAGAUGCACUGCCUGAAACCCUGGUGUGAUGCACCCUUUCACUUUGUUGAACUGAAGACAACUUUAAAGAGAAAGGGGACGUUCUCCUGUCGCAUCACCAAAAUAUAAUUUUGUACAUUCUGUUUUUAAUGUGUCAUUCCCACAUGAAGAUUAUUUGCAACACAACCAUGAAAAGCUAUUGUAGUAUUUAGACUUGAAUGUCAUAAUUAGACUUGAAUGAUAUCUGCUAAUAUUGAAGGCAUGGAUGUUUUUUUUUUUUUUUAAAGAUAUUUCUUGGGGGGCAUUUUCACCUUUAAUUGAUAGGACAGACAAGUG
Epinephelus fuscoguttatus (brown-marbled grouper) is the source of this 2825-nucleotide messenger RNA. Its product is annotated as rho GTPase-activating protein 6-like. Lineage: Eukaryota; Metazoa; Chordata; Actinopteri; Perciformes; Serranidae. The coding region runs from base 272 to 2539 and encodes 755 amino acids. Gene Ontology annotation, biological process: signal transduction. The transcript is spliced from 13 exons. The record is from RefSeq and is a predicted model, not a curated record.